AUGGAUACCACAAUAGCUAGUCUUCCCCCUCAGGUAGGCGCAAUCCUGAUGGACAAUAUUGAGAUUGUUGAAAUUGUGUCCAUGUUUUCAAUCGGCGCAUACAACGCUCUUGAGAUAGCAUUUGUGACAUUCGACAAGUUCAAGCGUCACCGCAGCCUGUACUUCUGGAGCAUGCAGGUCGCAUCCUGGGGGAUCCUGGUACAUGCUCUGCCCGCCAUGGCCCGGCUUAUAUCUCAAGCAUCUAACCUUGCAACGUCAGUUCCGUUCAUGAUCGGAUGGUAUGCCAUGGUCACAGGCCAGGCUGUCGUGCUCUACUCGCGCCUGAACCUGGUGGUGCAGCAUCAAGUUACCCAGCGAUGUGUGCUCUGGAUGAUCAUCGUCAAUGCCUGCGCUCUCCAUAUCCCCAUGACUGUCCUGUUUUUUGGCCUCAACAGCGGGGACAGACGCUUCGCUACCCCGGCUGCCAUCUUUGAUCGCAUUCAAUCGACUUUCUUCAGUGCGCAAGAUCUGAUCAUUUGCGGGAUCUACAUCCGAGAAGCAGUGCAAUCCAUGAAGCUGCUACUUGCGACUCGCGAACAAGAAGCUCGGCGAGUCAUCAAUCAUCUAGUCUGGAUUACGACGGUGAUUGUGGUGCUGAACGUCCUGCUUCUUAUCACCGAGUACAGAAUGCACUAUAUUCAAGUCAGCUUCAAGACGGUAGUAUAUAGCAUUAAGCUGAAGCUGGAGUUCAGCGUCCUCAAUCGUCUUUGCCAUCUAGUGCAGCCUCAGCCAUUCGUUUUCCAAGAAGACCUCGAGUUACGUGGUGGGUCUGGUGGUGAGAAUCUACGGCCUAUACUUUCACAACCAUCAGCCCCCUCAGAGACUGAGGAGGUCUGUCAGGGAUCGAAACCGACCGGUCCUGCUGGUGAGUGGAGCCAGCAUGUUUCUCGUGAGACAUGUGAGAUGACAGGACAUGCCGGGGCGUAUCUAAAGUGCGGUUCGACUCCGACUCCGCACAGUAUGGAGCCAAGGACAUCUCCGAACAGCUCGUCGGGAAAUCUGCGCAUCUUGGAGUUGACUUUGCCAGAAUUUUCACCAAAGAUCGAAAUUUGGGAACCGAGUCGGGGGUAA
Molecule: messenger RNA, 1110 nt
Organism: Penicillium malachiteum
Lineage: Eukaryota; Fungi; Ascomycota; Eurotiomycetes; Eurotiales; Aspergillaceae
Exons: 1
Coding region: 1-1110 (369 amino acids)
Source: RefSeq, a predicted model, not a curated record